AUGCACACCAACAUCAACUGGCCAACUGCCCCUCCCCCCAUAACACGGCUCCCCACCUUGGUGGAGUAUACCGUACAAGAUGAUCGCACAUCCAGCAGUCAACAGCAGGAGACGCUGCGUUGCGACAGACAAUCACCUUGUAGCUCUUGCUUGAAACGUGGCAAGCCGGAAGAAUGCACAUACAGCUCCUCGGAGCAGGAGCGCAAAGAUGCUGUUGACUACAGACCACAUGCCAGGAGCCAAGAGGCCCGCCAGAGAGUUGUCCGUCUUGAGAAACUCGUAACCCAGAUGAGGGAUCAAAUGAGGGCUAUGGAACAGGCUUCUGACCAGACGUCCAAUGGUCAUGUAGCGGACACUGUAGGAAAACUGACUCUCACCGAUAGCCAUGCCAUCUAUAGUGGCAGCACUCACUGGGUCACCAUCUUAGAGGAUAUCCAAUCCCUCAAAGAAGAGCUGUCCAGUGACCACCCAGAGGCCAUCAGAAGUCGAGAAUCAACUACAGUCGAUGUUGAUUUAGUCACCGAGCCUCCAGCCACCAGGAUAUCACUUCUCUUAAACCACCCCUCUCUUCCGAAGGAGCAGAUACUCGCCAUGAUACCCCCACGCAAGGUAGUUGAUAGGCAUGUCUCCCACUUCUUCAAUGCCUUUGACUUUGCUUCAUGUAUUCUUCAUCGGGGAAAAUUUCUCGCAGAGUACUCUGAAUUCUGGGAUAAUCCUCCGACUGCGCCCAUCAUGUGGGUAGGGCUCCUGUUCAGCGUGAUGUGCACUUCCGUGUUCCUCCAGCAGCAUAAUAUUGGCAUAUAUGCUGCAGAAACGCAAGAAGCUCUAGAGACAUAUCGAACUCUUACCAUUCACUGCUUGGUCGCCGGAAACUAUAUGCGGCCAACCCAAUACACCAUCGAAGUGCUGACCUUACAUUUUGCCAUUGACCAAAGCAUGAAUCUUAAUACAGAUAUCGGUAACUGGGUUUUAAUUGGUGUAAUCAUUCGGCUCGCAUUGCGCGUGGGGCUGCACCGUGAUCCAUCGCACUGGUCCAAUAUUAGACCAUUGGAGGCGGAAUUCCGACGGCGGCUUUGGAUCAUAUUGUAUCAUAUGGAUUUCUUCACAAGCACUCAGGUCGGUCUGCCCCGGAUCAUCAAAGACUCCCAGUGUGAUGCACGCCCGCCUGCAAAUUUGUUCGACGAUGACCUGAACUUUGGGCAUGAGGAAGUACCACCUGAGCGGCCAUUAACAGAUCCUACUCCGCUUUCGCACAUUAUCCAAAGACAGAGCAUUAUCAAGGUAGCCGCGGAGACUUAUGACGCGACCGAAGCAGGACCGCCAUCAUCCACCACCAUUGCUGCGCUGAGUGCCAAACUUGAGAAGGCGAUUGACGCUAUCCCUGAGCAGUCAAGGUAUCGGUCGACAGAUAUAUGGAUUGGGGAUAGCCCUGCUACGAUCCUGCACCGAAUGUUUCUUGACAUUCUCAUCAACAAGGCUGUCUAUCUCCUGUAUCGAAGAAGCUUUAUGAAAGUCUCAGUAGGGGAAGAAACCACAAAAUCCACCAAACUAUGCAUCAACGCCGCCUUGUCAAUCUUAGAACAUCAGCGAAGAUUGAACGAAGAGGCUCAACCAGGAGGUAUCAUGUUCAGUGUUCGCUGGCGGGUAGCCUCGUCCCUUAACCAUGAGUUUCUGCAAACCACGAUGAUGCUAUGUUUUGCUUUGAGUCGCUCUCACGAGGGUCUAAAUGGUCUGGCCGAUUCCGACGCUCUCCAUCGACGGGAUGAAAUCUUAGAGGCAUUGAUCAUUGCAAAAGGUCUUUGGGAACAGGAUUCCGACCGGUCUGUAGAGGCGCGCAGAGCAGCAACGGCCAUCGCGUCCGUGCUCAAGCUGAAUUUGAACAAGUCAAGCUCGCCAACUCUGAUCACUUCAGACGGUGGGAGUAAUGCACCAAUGCACGAGUACUCUUCUACUACUGUUCACCCGACAGGGUUCUUUGAAGAAAUGCCGGGGACUGCAUCGGGCUAUCCUCUUGAUCUAGACUCUGAACAAAAUAUGAUGAUCAACCCCCCCUUCGCUGCAGUUGAUCCUGAUGUGACGGCAUUCGGAAACUUGUGGGACGAUUACAUAGCCGAGCCCAUAGAGGGGAAUUGGGCGGGGAUGCCUUAA
This is a messenger RNA of Aspergillus sclerotioniger CBS 115572, 2148 nucleotides long. RefSeq names its product Zn(II)2Cys6 transcription factor. Lineage: Eukaryota; Fungi; Ascomycota; Eurotiomycetes; Eurotiales; Aspergillaceae. Bases 1 to 2148 code for a protein of 715 amino acids. The record is from RefSeq and is a predicted model, not a curated record. Gene Ontology annotation, cellular component: nucleus. Gene Ontology annotation, molecular function: zinc ion binding; DNA-binding transcription factor activity, RNA polymerase II-specific; DNA binding. The transcript is spliced from 6 exons. Gene Ontology annotation, biological process: regulation of DNA-templated transcription; DNA-templated transcription.